This is a messenger RNA of Papaver somniferum (opium poppy), 1762 nucleotides long. Its product is annotated as protein WVD2-like 4. The record is from RefSeq and is a predicted model, not a curated record. The transcript is spliced from 9 exons. Lineage: Eukaryota; Viridiplantae; Streptophyta; Magnoliopsida; Ranunculales; Papaveraceae. Gene Ontology annotation, biological process: microtubule cytoskeleton organization. Gene Ontology annotation, molecular function: microtubule binding. Bases 228 to 1463 code for a protein of 411 amino acids.
UCUAAUUAUAAUUAAACUGAUUUUUCGCAACGGGACGGAUUUCUUCUUCUCGUUUCUCCCACCUUGUUUACUCUGCUUCUGUAGCCGAGGAAAAUAACAGUGAGGGUUUUCAAUAAACAGUCAACAAACAGAAUUUGAUGAUUCUAAGAUGAAUCUCUCCUGUUCCUCCUCCUGCAUCCGUACUUAAUUUCCCCUUCCCUUGAUUGUGGAGCUACCUGUAGUUAUCAAUGGAUACUAGGAACGAAACUAGCGUUAAAGAUGUUUUAGAGGUUAAAGGAGAUUCUGAGGAUUUAUUAAAUAAUAAUAAUGAUAACGACGGUCUUAAUUCUUCUGCUGUGGUGGAGGUGGAUGACGCCGCCUCCACGAGUAACCGCUCAAGUCAAUCCAAGAAAAAUGAAGGUGAUCAAGUUGAUGGUAUGAACUUGAAGAAGAUUAAAACAACAGCGCCAAAGAGUCAAAUCUCUUUUGGAAAAGGUCAAACUUCGGUUUCUCGAAUUCAGAAGCCGAACCUUACCAAGAGUCAAUCUUUCACAAAACAAUCAGUCUCCAAUAGUUCAGUUUCGUCUCACAGAAGACGAGUUUCAACUGGAGGGAGUAGCAGAGAUGGGAAUUCGAAGAGUCGGCUUUCUACGGCUAGGAAAUCUAGCUCCUCAGACGAAGUUGUAAAUUCCCUACCUUCUGAAGCCAAUGAUUUGAGUGGUCCAAUUAUCAAGCCAAUUGCACGGUUGUCGUUGAUUAGAGAUGAUGAAGACGCUGUCUCCACCUCAAGCAUUACUCCUGGUGGAUCACGGAGGAGAAGUUGUCCUGAGUUCACCUUCAGAGUGGUAGAGCGCGCUGAAAAACGGAAGGAGUUCUGUCAAAAGCUAGAAGAGAAAAGUCACGCUCAGGAGCUAGAAAGGAAAAACUUGCAGGCGAAAUCAAAGGAAUCCCAAGAUGCAGAACUUAGACAGCUACGUAAAAGCAUGACAUUUGUUGCUAGUCCAAUGCCAAGUUUUUAUAGGGAACCUCCUCCUCCAAAGACUGAACUAAAGAAGCUUCCUACGACUCGUGCGGUAUCUCCAAAGCUUGGAAGGCACAUUAAAAUCGCGGUUUCUGCUUCCGACAAUUGUUCAAGCAGUGCAGUUGUGGAGAGCCCACGUUCGAGGCCAUAUUUGGAUCGAAACAGCUUGACUAAAACUAACUCCAACAAAGAUUCUGCUUCGAAAGGCCCCAUUCAGAAAUCACUCACCAAACUUCCAUCCAAGAAAUCGAGAUCCAUCAACUCGAAGCAAAACAAAGGAGAACAUGAUAACCAGAACCUGGAAGUAAACAAAGCUGAGGACAAAAGCACAUCCAUCGGGAACUCAUCAGCAACUGAAGUAACUGGUAAGUUGGAAGCAACCAAGGAUCCUGUUGCAAAUGAAACGAUACUGAAUUUACCUAGUGCUGAGAUUACUCCAGUGGAAGUUUCCAUCAAAGGUUAAAAGUUUGACUGUCUUGUGUGCUUACAUUGGGCAGAUUGGAUGUCCCAAGGUCUUGUGAAUAGAAAAUGAGUGAGUUUGUAUGUUGCUAUUUUCUUCUCUUUUGUUUCAUUUUGCAUCCGUGUCUUGUUAUAGUUUACCCAAGUGCGUCUAACAAAGAAAGAAAGUUAAUUUGUAAAGAGUGGUUAUACCUUUUCAGUUCUUUUUUGAUAAACUGGGAAUAUCUGAAAAUUGGAAUGACAGUGGAUACCAACAUUUCUCUAUAUAUUGAUCAAAAAAAAAUCUAUAUAUUUUAUUGAAAA